Messenger RNA from Salmo salar (Atlantic salmon), 1658 nucleotides. Its product is annotated as saposin-C. The record is from RefSeq and is a predicted model, not a curated record. Lineage: Eukaryota; Metazoa; Chordata; Actinopteri; Salmoniformes; Salmonidae.
GGAAGUUUGAAUCUGAGCUUUUUGGGCAUUAGAGAGGUCUCUAAUGCACAGACACUGGUUCAGACCUGACCUAGUUAACAACUUUUGUUUUUAGUAACUAACUAAACUGUGAGUUAUUCUGUGGGAUCUUCACAGGUGAGACCAUGGUCAUCCGUGAGCCUACCAGGGCCAAAUUAGACAUCGCACAGCAGUCAUCAGUGAGAUAUAAAUGAUUGUAUGCGUGAAACACCAACAGAUCUAACACGAGUCUUCCAGGACCAGGUUUGAUGGAAACUAUACCCAAGACCUCUCUUAACAGUUACCAAUUGUAUAGCUUGUAUUCUCUAUUCUAGAGGAUACGCCCCAGUACUUUGUUCACAAAUCAUUCAUCUAUAGAUAACUCUUGGCCACAUAUUUCUAUUAACACACCAAGCCUGCUUCACUUCUGCUUUCACACACUAGCAAUAAGUCAUUUUUCAAUUUAAGUUAGAUGGUUGUUGUGGUGUCCCUUUUUUCACCAGAGCUUCCAGGCCUGAACUGUACACAAGCUGAAGAUCAUGUGGUUGUUAAGUUAGAGAUGUAGGAGAUUAUGCCUGAAAUGGUAAAUUAUAGUGAAUGGCUGACCUCUCACCUCUGAUGUCCUUCUACCAGACAUCUGACAUCUGUUCAGACUGCAGCCAGAUCAUUGAGCUAUUCACAGACAUGAUCUCCAACACAGACACCCAGGAGUGGAUCAACAACACCCUGGAUGACCUGUGUCUGCGCCUCCCCAGCGGUGUGGCUCAAAGCCACUGUAUAUCCCAGGUUCAGAUGUACCUGCCCCAAGCCCUCUAGUACCUCAUUGGCAUACUGAAGCCAGGUGAGACGUAUGGUAUUGGGACUGUGUGUUGUCCACUCAAAGAGGGGAGCACCUACAGUUUUCUCCUACCAAUACUGACAUGGACCUGUCCAACGCUGUCCUUGACUCAGGCACCAACCCAGAGGUGCAGGUCAGCCCACAAUGUACCUUCUAUAUUUAUCUCAUGAAGAAACUGGAGAGCAUUUUGCCUACGGAGAAGAUUGAGGAUGCCGUAGUGAAGCUAAUGGGAGGUGUGUGUGGCCUCCUGCCUGCCAGCUAUAAGGACCAGUGCAAUGACUUCAUCAACAAGUAUGGCAAGAAGAUAGUUAAUUUCCUGCUGCCGUCAGCCGCCCCUUACUCCAUCUGUGCCCUGCUGCACCUGUGUAUGUUCCAGGAGACCCCCAGCAUGGAGAUGCCCCUAUCCUCUGACUGUGAUUCCUGCCGUACGAUGUCGGCUCCACCUGGGUCUCAACGCCACUGAAUCUCAGACCUCCUCUUUCCUCCAGUCUGUCUGCCUGAAGCACCCCAACACCAUCCCCAAGGUCUGCCCCUACAUGUUAAUUUAGUGUAUGAGAAGUCUUCGAGUUUGCACAAGUUGUCACCACUACCAGUUCUAGGAGUAGGCCUAAACAUAGCGAUCUAUGCUGUAGUCACCGUAAAAAAAAGAAUAACAAAAAGCAUUCACCUGUGUGAAAAACAAAUCAAAUCAAAUGUUAUUUGUCACAUGCACCGAAUACAACCGGUGAAGUAGACCUUACCGUGAAAUUAUUACUUACAAGCCCUUAACCUCUACGGGAUCGGUGUCCCUCUACCUAGACGGUUGAGCUAAUGUGAUUAGCAU